Emericellopsis cladophorae is the source of this 2475-nucleotide messenger RNA. RefSeq lists its product as uncharacterized. NCBI's taxonomy places the organism in Eukaryota, Fungi, Ascomycota, Sordariomycetes, Hypocreales, Bionectriaceae. Bases 1 to 2475 code for a protein of 824 amino acids. The transcript has 3 exons. The record is from RefSeq and is a predicted model, not a curated record.
AUGGCAGGCGGCGUGUCACCGUCACCCGGGGACUCUCCUCGUCUGUCACCUGGCGAGCAGCUUGCAGAAGAGUCACGGCUUCACCGGAGCGAGACGCGCGAUGAUCGACCGACGAGCGACCCGAGGCCAGUCGAGCAGUCUGCCAGUGCUCAGCCAACAAUCAACCCAACACCAGCGCCACCGCCCUCGACGAAUCCCAGAUCCGAUACGGCGCCAAUGGCUUCACCUCCAGCAUCACAUGCGAAUGCGCCCCAAGCAGGUCAUGCUACCACCGAGCCUCCGACCCAGACCACGCAUGCUUCGCCGAUGACGGCACCCCCAAAUUCUCGACCAGCAAGCACCCAAUCUUGUCCCGAGAGCGCUGUCACACCAGGCAGAUCACCUAGUCAGCCAGCUCAGGCCACGGCGCAAUCAUUCUCGAUGAAACCCGUCGGGCGCGUCAAGGUUGCGGUACCAAAGGCAUUGAGCACGAGACCAAACAUUGACAGGAACUUCGCCGUUAUGCAAAUGGGACCUUCGGCACCACGAAGUACCGCCAUGGCAGAUAAUCGCGAGCGCGCGGCGCAGCGGAGCAGUGAGGCCACACAAGCAGCAGCUAUGGCCGGGAGCUCUGGCAACCGACCCUCUCAUGCUAGGCACAUAUGGAGACCUUCAAGCCCUAAGCAGCAAUCUGCGUCUCCUGCCCCUCAGGCACAGUUCAAGCAAUCGCCUUUCCCGCUGACGUUCCCGUCUUCUCAGACAACCAAGGACGAGCAAGCUCGAAUGUUGACUUUUUUAAGAAGCCUACAUCCGGUGAUUGUGGUGGACCAGUUGUGUAAAGCACUGGCGUACUUUGGAGGCAUCCCCGGCGCGCCUCCGCCACCCAGCAUUGAAAGCUUCCCCCACAGUUUACAAGGGCAUGGGUCUGGGGCGUUUCUUGUAGGCUGGCUGUCUGAAAUCUUCCCACCAGCUGACUUUACGAAACCCCCCUUCUCCAACUUCCCGAGCAACCCUGCGGCCUUGACCAAUGUGUCAGAUUUCGCAGGGCCAUUUGACAAUGGGAGCACCGCUGCUGCGGUUCCAGCCAAGCCCACGGCGGCAUCAGCGACCGCAACGGCACCAGCGACUACACAAGAGGCAAGCCCGCCACAGGCCGAUAUCCCACUGAGGAGGAAACGAGGACGGCCCAAGGGCAGCAAGAGCAAAACGCCGCGCAAAGACAAGGGCAUUAAGAAAGACCUUCGUCUCCUGCAGCAGGCGACGAAUGAUACGGACAGUCUAGCUUCUACUCAGACGGGACCUCAGCCAGCAUCGCAAGCGCCUCCGGAGACGCCAACGGGUACCGGGGCCAUCGCUGCGAACCCAGACGCAGACCGCCCGAGCUCAAGUAAAAGGGGCAGGCCCAAGGGGUCCAGGUCAAGGGUCAAACCGGUGCCCACGCCCAAUCUGCCACCUGGCAUUGGAACACAACCAUAUAAUCCUCAGCAAGCGACAUCCACAGCCAAUGCGUCGUUAGCCCCCUUUGCUCCUAUGAUGGCGACUACCUCUGCUCCAGAAGCUGUUAUGGAUGACUCCCGGACGCAGAAUCAGUAUAGCUCGGCAUAUGCGGAUCAGCCUGCUCAUCAAAAACCCCACAAGUCAAUCGCUGAAGCGACCUUGUCACAGCAUGCGCAGAAUUGGGCGGAUCCUCCCGCAGAUAGCCCUUGGGUCCCAAUGUCGCCUCAGCAAGCUGCUCGGCCUGCGCCUCAGAAUAGUACACAUGCUUCGGUAACGCAAACCGUACCGCCAGAUGCUCGAAAACGAAAGUCUGUUCAAGACGCUGCACCCCAGGCCUUGCCCGAGCUUGAACGGCGGCCCCAUGACCAGCAAUACCAACAGCCCUCUAGAAGCCAGCGGGUAGACGCCGGCCACAACGACCAGGCCAAAAGACGCCGGGUAUCGGGAGGCCCUCGCUCCGCUUCCACUGCCAGCAAUAUGUCCCAGAACUCAAACCAUGGCGCAGCACCAAUGUUGAGCCAAACACCAUCCGGUAACUACACGUCCGGGCCCAACACGCGCCCUGCAAUGGGCCAGAACAGUCAGCAACCGAGGCCGUACCACCAGCCACCUCCUCAAUAUCAGCAGCCGCCUCCCCCUCAGCAGCAGCAACACCAUCAUCACCAACAGCGGCAACAACAGCAACAACAACAACAACAACAACAAAAACAACAACAACACAAUAAUGCCGGAAACAGGGGUCAGCAGCAAUACUACCCCUCCAGCCAGCCACAGAGUCAAUACAGCCAGUACAAGCAGGCUUCGGCGGGCAUUAGCAGCAACAACGGCAACACUGAAACCACUGGCAACCGGGAAUUCAGCGAAUACCCUGCCUCGCAAACACGGUAUCUUUCUAUGCAGUACGCCAUGAGCGCGAACAACGCUGUGCCAGGAUCGCAGGGCGGCAAUGGCGGCGGGUACACCGGACAGGGAGUCUUUGAUGCUUUUGGCCGGCGUUAA